Molecule: messenger RNA, 2304 nt
Organism: Sclerotinia borealis F-4128
Lineage: Eukaryota; Fungi; Ascomycota; Leotiomycetes; Helotiales; Sclerotiniaceae
Source: the annotation of a GenBank genome assembly
AUGUCCGCCUACCCAGGAGCACCGAAUGGACACAAUAAUAAUAAUGGUUACAAUUCCUUACCUUUGCACGGCCCAUCAAUUCCAUCACCAAAUGACCCAUUGAUGUCCCAUAAUCAACAAAUUCAACAUCAACAUCAACAUCAACAUCAACAUCAACAACAACUGGGACAACAGCUCGGCAUAUCUGUCGCACCAUCAUUUCAAUAUGAUCCUCAAUCUAUGGGAGCUCCGCAGGGUCAGCAAUCGCCACAAAUGCCCCAAAUGCCUCAGAUGCCCCCACCGAUGCCACCGAUGCCACCAUACAAUGAUGGAAUGACAAAUGGUCAUGAUGGUUUGCCCAUACAAACUGGAACACCACCAUCUAUGAAUGGAAACGGAGAAACACCAAAAGGAAAUAGAUUAAGGAAAGCAUGCGAUUCAUGUAGUAUCAGAAAAGUGAAGUGUGAUGAAUCUGGUCCUCCAUGUCGAGCAUGUGCAGCAUUAGAUAUCCCAUGUACAUUCGAGAGACCAAGUCGUCGAAGAGGUCCGCCAAAUCGACAUGCGGAAGCUAUAAAAAAGAGAAGACUCGAAUCUCCAGGUGGUGGUAGUGGAGUUUAUUCCUCUCCGACAUCUCCAAACAAUGUUGCUGCGACACUGGCAUCCUUCUCUUCACAUGCGGUUCUCUCUGCCGAGUCGAUUUUGCCUCUCAAUACUCUCGAGCUCUUAAUCGAUGACUUCUUCACCUACAUACAUCCACUUGCCCCCUUCCCACAUGAGCCUUCAUUCCGAAUCGCAUUUAAAAGUCGAGAAGAUUUACAAAAUCCAUCAUUUCUUGCCUUGGUGGCAUCCAUGGUCGGAAUACUGGUGGCAUCAUUUCCGAGAAAGCCUAGGCUCCACCUGAAAGCUCAAAACCGAGAACAUCUGUUCCCAAAUUCACUCAGCUUAGUCAGAAGAUGUCAUAAAGUAGCAGUUGAAGCUAGGGGAGCUGGAUAUCUCGACAAGAAUCUUUCGGUAUAUGAUGCAGCUACAAGUUAUUUUCUGGGAUUGGCAGGUGCAUAUAUAUUUGAUUGGAGACAAUGUCGAUUGUAUUUUGGAGAGACAUUAAACAUUGUAAGAAUGUUGGGCGCUCACAGAUCUAAGAAUCCAGGCAUGAUGGUUACUAUGGGUAAUUUUCCUGCUACAUUCGGUGCAGAAAGCCCUCAAUAUGUUGAUCAGCCUGAACCUGUUGAUUAUAUUCGACAGGAGAUUGGCAGAAGACUCUUCUGGGUCAUGUUUGUUGGUAUUCGAUCCAUGCAACAACUAGGUGCGACAUUCGGUGAACUCCUGAUUCCGCCACCAACUCCAAACGACCCAUAUCCUCCACUGCCAGUAGAAGUGGACGAUGAGUACAUUUGUCUUAAUUCCAUCGAACCACAACCUGAAGGUGUCUUGUCAAGACUUGCUGGAUUCAAUAUGGGUAUUCGGAUCUACAUGACAUGUACACCUCUUGCGACAAUGGAAAUGGCAUAUGGUAUCGAUCAAGUCUUCGACUAUCAACGUCAAAGAAAAGUACUCUCACAAUGUCUCAGUGCAGUAAAGCAUGUUCUGGAAAUGUUACCAAAUGAUUUGAUGCUCCCAACAACCCCGGAAUCGGGAGAUUUUGGUCACCGCGAUGAAGCCUAUUAUCCGCCUAUGACAGAUCUUCCAGGUGUCCGUGCAAAUGUAUUCGAAGGACAGGCUUGGAGUGAAGUUACAGGAGACGAGAGGAGGAAAGUACAAUUCGACAUACAGAAAGCCAAUAUCUACGCUAGCCAGCUGGCCACCAGGUCAUAUGUCGUCGAGAAGUAUUGGAACCUUCAAGAUGCCUACGAACAGUUCAAAGCUAAAGCAGGAGGUGUGGAGGAUCUCAAACUAGGAUCUCCAGGUCUUAUAGCAAGUGGUUUAGAUAGAAUGCUACCACAAUCAGCAUCGGAAGAUUCAAUCGAGUCUAAUGUGAUGAAUGAAAGAGAAAGCAUUGUAAAGGAUUUGCUGAAGGCGCUGAGUUGUAUUGAACAAGUUAAUAUGGAGCCCAAUGGUGGCAGUUUUGUUAACAAAAUCCGCCAAAUAGCUUCAACUCUAGUCGAUACACCGCAAAACCGCAAAGGACCUUUUGCGUUACGCACGGAGGUGUACCUAGAAAAAUUCCUGGAAAUCCUAAUGAAACUCGAGAGAGCUAAUCCAGGCAGUGCUAGGAGUGAGAGUGCUGAUGGUGUGAUGGAUGAAGAGGAAGAAUUGAGUAACUGGGCGGAUCUCAGAGAAUACCAGACAAGAUUCGCUCAAUCGGGAGGAUUCCUCAAUGAGUUGUAG